Molecule: messenger RNA, 1434 nt
Organism: Pipistrellus nathusii (Nathusius's pipistrelle)
Lineage: Eukaryota; Metazoa; Chordata; Mammalia; Chiroptera; Vespertilionidae
Source: the annotation of a GenBank genome assembly
AUGGAUUCUGAAUUAAUGCAUAGUAUAGUAGGAAGCUAUAGGAAACCUCCAGAAAGAAUAUUUGCUCCAUCAUUCACCCAGAAUGAUGAAUUGUCUCGGAAUCACCACUCUGUGAACUUUGAAGUUACCUCUCCUAAAAAGCUUCAUAGUCCAAAUAGCCAAGCUCUUAUUUUAGCCUUAAAAACUCUUCAAGAAAAGAUUCACCGUUUAGAGUUAGACAGAACUCAAGCUGAAGAUAACCUGAACAUUCUAUCCAGAGAAGCAGCACAGUAUAAAAAGGCCUUGGAAGAUGAAACAAAUGAGAGAAAUCUGGUACACCAGGAACUGAUAAAGCAGAAAAAAGAUAUAAGUAUACAAUUAAGCUCAGCUCAGGCUCGCUGUACGCUCCUGGAGAAGCAACUGGAAUAUACAAAGAGAAUGGUUCUCAAUGUAGAGCGAGAGAAGAAUAUGAUCCUAGAACAGCAGACCCAACUUCAAAGGGAAAAAGAACAAGAUCAAAUGAAGCUGCAAGCAAAACUUGAAAAGCUUGAUCUCUUAGAAAAAGAAUGUUUUAAACUUACAACAACUCAGAAAACUGCUGAGGACAAGAUUAAACAUUUAGAGGAAAAACUCAAGGAAGAAGAACAUCAGCGUAAGCUAUUUCAAGACAAAGCUUCUCAGCUUCAAACUGGACUUGAAAUCAAUAGAAUUUUAAUGUCUUCAGUAUCAAACCCAAAUUUAUCUAAGGAAAAGAAGAAAUCUUCAAAGAAAACUAAAAGUUUAAGAAGAGGACCACCUCAGCAAAUGUAUUCAAAGUUUGGAUCAGUGCCUAUGGUGACUGAAAAGCCUGCCAGGGCAUGCCAAUCUGUAAAUGCAAGUGUGCAGAACCUCCUGCAGAUGGUGCAGCAUUAUGGGCCACAGAUUCUUCAGAAACCUGCUGAAGCUGCUGAGCCUAGAUGUCUCUACAAACCUGCUAGAACAGCUUCCCAGUGUAAAGCGGUACCUCCUGACUCCAGAAAAUCUGUUUCCAUUUGUGACAAUUUGUCUGAACUUUUGAUGGCGAUGCAGGAAGAGCUGGACCAAAUGGGUGUAGAACACCAAGAGCUACUGAAUCAAAUGAAGGAAACUGAAAGCCACACAGUCUGUGAAGACAUAGAAUGUGAACUAGAGCAUUUAGUCAAGAAAAUGGAAAUUAAAAGAGAACAGAUUUCCAAACUGAUGAAGCAUCAAGACAAUGUUCAUAAACUACAACAAAAAGUUCAAAAUUCAAAGAUGAGGGAAGCUUCAUAUAUUCACCGAGAAGACAGCAACCCUAAAGGAUUAAAGAACAUAAAAUAUAGCCCCAGAAAAUGUCUGGUAAAUCACUCUCUUCAGAAGAACAGCAACUUUCAUCCAACGCAAGUCCAUAAUCUUCAAAUGAAAUUAAGAAGAGAUGAUAUCAUGUGGGAACAGUAA